UCCAAGGCAGACCCGGAGGGCUCGGCCCGGGCUUCCGCGGCGGAGGAAAUGGCUUCUAGCCCGCUGCCAGGGCCCAACGACAUUCUGCUGGCAUCGCCGUCGAGCGCCUUCCAGCCUGAAGCGCUGAGCCAGCCGCGGCCGGGCCACGCCAACCUCAAACCCAACCAGGUGGGCCAGGUGAUCCUCUAUGGCAUUCCCAUCGUGUCGUUGGUGAUCGACGGGCAGGAGCGCCUGUGCCUGGCACAGAUCUCCAACACCCUCCUCAAGAACUUCAGCUACAACGAGAUCCACAACCGUCGUGUGGCGCUGGGCAUCACGUGUGUGCAGUGCACGCCGGUGCAGCUGGAGAUCCUGCGGCGCGCCGGGGCCAUGCCCAUCUCGUCGCGCCGCUGCGGCAUGAUCACCAAGCGUGAGGCCGAGCGCUUGUGCAAGUCGUUCCUGGGCGAAAACAGGCCGCCCAAGCUGCCCGACAACUUCGCCUUCGACGUCUCUCACGAGUGCGCCUGGGGCUGCCGCGGUAGCUUCAUCCCCGCGCGCUACAACAGCUCCCGCGCCAAGUGCAUCAAAUGCAGCUACUGCAACAUGUACUUCUCACCUAACAAGUUCAUCUUCCACUCCCACCGAACGCCCGACGCCAAGUACACGCAGCCAGACGCAGCCAACUUCAACUCGUGGCGCCGUCAUCUCAAGCUCACCGACAAGAGCCCCCAGGACGAGCUAGUCUUCGCCUGGGAGGACGUCAAAGCCAUGUUCAACGGCGGCAGCCGAAAGCGCGCGCUGCCCCAGCCCGGCGCGCACCCCGCUUGCCACCCGCUCAGCUCGGUUAAGGCGGCCGCCGUGGCAGCGGCGGCUGCGGUGGCUGGAGGCGGGGGACUACUGGGUCCGCACCUGCUGGCAGGCGCUGUGUCCGGUGCAGGGGCCGCGGCCACCGGCGCGGGCCCCGCGGGAGCCCGAGUGCCCGCACCCCACCAUCCACACCUCUUGGAGGGGCGCAAGGCGGGCGGAGGCAGCUACCACCAUUCAAGCGCCUUCCGGCCGGUGGGCGGCAAGGACGACGCAGAGAGCCUGGCCAAGCUGCACGGGGCGUCAGCGGGAGCGCCACACUCGACUCAAGCGCAUCACCACCAUCACCAUCACCAGCCGCACCACCACCAUCACCAUCACCCUCCGCAGCCGCCGUCACCGUUGCUGCUACUGCCCCCGCAGCCCGACGAGCCGGGUUCCGAGCGUCACCACCCGGCCCCGCCGCCGCCCCCGCCCCCGCCGCCCCCGCUGGCCCUGCAGCAGCACCACCGAGGCCUUCUGUCCCCCGGGGGCACCAGCUGCAGCUAUCCCAGCGAGGACAGCUCCGAAGAGGAGGACGACGAGGAAGAAGAGCAGGAGGUGGACGUGGAGGGCCACAAACCCCCCGAGGGCGAAGAAGAGGAGGAAGAGGGUCGAGACCCGGACGACGACGAGGAGGAAGACGAGGAGGCGGGGGUCCUGCUAGGGGAUCCCUUAGUCGGGGGCGGCCGGUACCUCCAGGGCCGGGGGCUGUCAGAGAAGGGGAGCAGCCGGGACCGCGCACCCGCCGCAGCCGGCGCUUUUCCACUCGCCGUGAACUCCUCCAGGCUGCUGCAGGAGGACGGCAAACUAGGCGACCCCAGCGGCUCAGACCUGCCCCUGCCCCCGCCCCCGCCCCCGCCUCUGGCCUCCCAGAAAGCUGGCGGCGGCGGUAGCAGCAGCCCGGGCAGCCCGGUCCACCAUCCAUCACUGGAGGAGCAGCCCUCCUACAAAGAUAAUCAGAAAACUAAGGAAAAUAACCAAGUUAUUUUGCCUACAAAGGAUGACAGCAACUUUUCAGAUAAGAACAAGGACCAUAGCUUUUUCAUCACAGACUCUGAUGCUUCCGGAGGAGAUUUUUGGAGAGAAAGAUCAGGUGAACACACACAAGAAACAAAUUCACCUCAUUCACUCAAAAAGGAUGUUGAAAAUAUGGGGAAAGAAGAACUUCAGAAGGUUUUAUUUGAACAAAUAGAUUUACGGAGACGACUAGAGCAAGAAUUCCAAGUGUUAAAAGGAAAUACGUCUUUCCCAGUAUUCAAUAAUUUUCAGGAUCAGAUGAAAAGGGAACUAGCCUACCGAGAAGAAAUGGUGCAGCAAUUACAAAUUAUCCCCUAUGCAGCAAGCUUGAUCAGGAAAGAAAAGCUUGGUGCCCAUCUCAGCAAAAGCUAAAAGGUGCCCAGAACCACUUACUCUUGUUCUCUUGUAAGAUACAGACUGCCACUGAGCACUUCUGACCCACAUAAAGACUGCGAAUUGAAAGGGCUUGGGAAUCAAAUACAAAAUCAGGUUCGGGAGAACCCAAGGACAAGUGACCUCAAAGCAGCAUGGACAACCAUGUAAAAUAGACUGUAGCGGCCAUUCAUUAGUGGGGGGAGGGGGGAGCCAACCAGAGCAGUCAAUGCUUGUCGCAUCUUUUGGUGGAACCAAAGUUUGAGUCUUUGUGUUUUUCAAGGCCAACUGGACCCAGAGCGUGGGAGUGCCGUUAGCCAACCAGGGUGGGAAAUCCGUGGACGGUCCCAAGUGAGCUCAGGGCUGUACACUCGGAGAGAGCAGCUCUGCAAGACUGUCUUUCACAUUUAAGUCGUGAUUCUUGGAAGAAACACAAGACCCGUCCUAGGAGUGGGGAUCACGUUUCAACAGCUGGGUCGGCAUCAGCCGUACAAACCUGCUUCUCACAACAACCUGGACAGACUUACACGUGGCCCCUUCCUCUCUGGUACUUUGCCUGCUGUAUGAAUGAAGAUUGUAUUCCUCUGGAAAUAUUUUACAGUUUAAUAUUGAGUGUAAUUAAGAAUAUAAUCAUGUUAUCAAAAAUGG
This is a messenger RNA of Suricata suricatta (meerkat), 2862 nucleotides long. RefSeq names its product SKI family transcriptional corepressor 2 (gene SKOR2). Gene Ontology annotation, biological process: negative regulation of BMP signaling pathway; negative regulation of transcription by RNA polymerase II. The record is from RefSeq and is a predicted model, not a curated record. Gene Ontology annotation, cellular component: nucleus; transcription regulator complex. The transcript has 9 exons. Gene Ontology annotation, molecular function: RNA polymerase II cis-regulatory region sequence-specific DNA binding; SMAD binding; DNA-binding transcription factor activity, RNA polymerase II-specific. Lineage: Eukaryota; Metazoa; Chordata; Mammalia; Carnivora; Herpestidae. Bases 49 to 2214 code for a protein of 721 amino acids.